UGUGGACGGACGUCACGUUCCCCUCAGACGGAAUCUGGAGAAAGAUACGAGUGCUUCGGUUCUUCUUGCUCUGAGACUUUGCUUUUAUUCUACAGGAUCCUUUCUUUUUGUUAUUGUUGUCACCGUGCCCGGGACCUGUAACAUGUAGCCCACUGAGGAGGACAGAAAGAAAGAAAGAAAGAAAGAAACUUUAUUAUUCUUAUGAAACCAUAAAAGAUGGAUUUACCUCGUCCAGAACUGAUUGACUUCCAUGGAGUCUCAAUGAGUCACUAUUUCACAGACAACUGGGAGAAUGUUCAAAACUUUCAAGCUCGACCAGAUGACAUACUUAUCGCAACUUACCCCAAAUCUGGAACCACUUGGGUCUCCUACAUCCUUGACCGGCUGUAUUUUGGUCAGGCAGCCCCAGAGCGCCAGACAUCCAUCCCCAUCUAUGAAAGAGUGCCUUUCCUGGAGAUAGAGUUCCCGUUACUGGAAUCAGGAAAAGACCACGCAGACAAGCUCACAACAUGUCCUCGGCUCAUCAAAACUCAUUUUCCUGUCCAAUUUGUGCCAAAGUCUUUUUGGGAGCAGAACUGCAGGAUAGUCUACAUGGCCCGCAAUGCCAAAGACAACUUGGUCUCCUAUUUUCACUUUGACCGCAUGAACCAGGCUGAGCCAGAGCCAGGAGACUGGAGCAGCUUCUUCCACAGAUUCAUGGAAGGAAAGAUGGUGUUUGGAUCCUGGUAUGACCAUGUGAACGGCUGGUGGAAGAAGAAGCAGGCGCAUUCAAAACUUCACUACAUGUUCUAUGAAGACAUGAUUGAGGACACUGGAAGGGAAAUAGACAAGCUGUGCAGCUUUCUGGGAUUGACUCCUUCAGUUGAGGAGAAGGAAAGAGUUGCAGGUGGAUCUCAGUUUGAUAACAUGAAGAAGGACAGCAUGGCCAACUACUCUACACUCCCUGUUAUGGAUUACAAAAUAUCUCCUUUCAUGAGAAAAGGAACGGUUGGGGACUGGAAGAACCAUUUCACCGUGGCCCAGAAUGAAGAGUUUGAUGAAGACUACAAGAAGAAGAUGAAGGACGCCACACUCAAAUUCUGCACAGAAAUUUGAACAGGGCUCAUCAAGACUUCCAUGGAGUCUCAGAUAAUGGGGUGUAAAAGUCUUGUCAGUAAGUCUUUGCAGCUUACAGGAAGAUACUAUAAAUACUAGACACAAAUGGUAAAGAUCUGGUCACUAAACUGUAUGAACUGAUAAGUAUCUAUUUUAAUAACAUUUAUUUGACCAAAGGGAUUUCACAGGAGCAUUUUUUAACCUUAUAUCAGCUUUUGACACAAUAAAUCAUGAUGUCCUUUUUAUUAGUGCUCUCCUAUUUUAAUUUUCCGGCUGUGCUUUCUGCAGGAUGGCACCGUAUUUGACAAAUAGAAAACAAGCUGUACAGAUCAGAGAUGCACAAGCUCAGCUGUCAGGUGAUGUUACCAAAUGCUCCAUACUGUAACCAAUCCUCUCUAUCUCAUUUAUGUUAAUGGUUUAGCAAUUUUUUCUCCAAAUGCUUAAGUGCAACAAUAUGCUGAUGACAAAGUAUUACACAAAUAUGCCAAAACAAAGCAAGAGGCUGCUGUCAUGCUACCUGUGGCUAUAGUACCAGUGUCUCACUGUAUAAAGCUCUUUAUAUGUCUUAGUGCAAGAUUAAAUUUAAUCCUGUCCCA
Notolabrus celidotus (New Zealand spotty) is the source of this 1691-nucleotide messenger RNA. Its product is annotated as cytosolic sulfotransferase 3-like. The record is from RefSeq and is a predicted model, not a curated record. Lineage: Eukaryota; Metazoa; Chordata; Actinopteri; Labriformes; Labridae. The coding region runs from base 217 to 1095 and encodes 292 amino acids. Gene Ontology annotation, cellular component: cytoplasm. The transcript is spliced from 9 exons. Gene Ontology annotation, biological process: sulfation. Gene Ontology annotation, molecular function: sulfotransferase activity.